Messenger RNA from Polyodon spathula (Mississippi paddlefish), 2820 nucleotides. Its product is annotated as aryl hydrocarbon receptor nuclear translocator-like protein 2. Gene Ontology annotation, biological process: regulation of transcription by RNA polymerase II. Gene Ontology annotation, cellular component: aryl hydrocarbon receptor complex; nucleus; cytoplasm. NCBI's taxonomy places the organism in Eukaryota, Metazoa, Chordata, Actinopteri, Acipenseriformes, Polyodontidae. Gene Ontology annotation, molecular function: protein dimerization activity; DNA-binding transcription factor activity, RNA polymerase II-specific; RNA polymerase II cis-regulatory region sequence-specific DNA binding. The record is from RefSeq and is a predicted model, not a curated record.
UGGACGGUGCCCCUGGGAACCUGCUCCUGCCAUGUCGGCUGGGAUACAGCGGCUAACAUCGGUGGGAGAACAGCUGGAGAAACGACAGGGAGGCUCCAGACAUGGAAGAUUUAGAAUGCAGGGCAGAAGAGGAUGAUCAACAUGUGAAAGUAAAAUGUUUUAGAGAGCCACACAGCCAACUCGAGAAGAGGAUGAGAGACAAAAUGAAUGACCUUAUAGAAGAACUGUCUGCCAUGAUCCCUCCCUGUAACUCAACGUCUCGCAAAUUAGACAAGCUUACAGUGCUGAGAAUGGCUGUGCAGCAUUUGAAGUCACUGAAAGGUGCCACCAACUCUUUUGCUGAAGCGAAUUACAGGCCUUCUUUCCUGCCUCAUGAUGAGCUUAAACAACUUGUCCUCAGGGUUGAAUUGAUUGGACAGAGCCUGUUUCACUAUGUGCACCCAAAGGAUAUUGCAAAGGUGAAGGAGGAGCUCUCUGCUUCAGAUGUGUCACCUCGGGAGAGACUGAUAGACACUAAAACUGGCUUGCAAGUCCAGUCUGACAUCCCAUUAAGUUCUGCACGCCUGUGCCCUGGUGCUAGAAGAUCCUUCUUCUGUCGAAUGAAAUAUCAUCGAAUACCAGUGAAGAUGGAAGACAAAGAUUUUCAGUCAUGCACCACAAAGAAAAAAGAUUCUCAAAAAUACUGCACAUUCUGCACUGGCUACAUGAUAUGCUGGCCAACCAGUCAGAUGGGAAUGGAGAGAGAGAGCGACUCUGAGAAAGAGAGCAGUAACUUCAGCUGCCUUGUUUUUAUUGGCCGCUUUCAACCACACACGCUGCCCCAGAUGAACAGGGGAAUCAAAGUGAUGCCCACAGAGUUUGUUACUCGAUAUGCUAUGGAUGGAAAGUUUACCUUUGUGGACCAGCGAGCAAUCACUGUUCUAGGCUAUCUGGCCCAAGAGCUACUCGGAGCUUCUUGUUAUGAGUACUUCCAUCAAGAUGACCUUCUACAUUUAUCUAAUAGACAUAGGAAAGUUCUACAAAGUAAAGAGAAGAUUGAGACAAAUUGCUACAAAUUUAAAACAAAAUAUGGCUCCUUUGUCACCUUGCGAAGUCAGUGGUUUAGUUUUAUAAAUCCCUGGACCAAAGAAGUAGAAUAUAUAGUGUCUACAAAUACAGUGAUGCCCAGUGGAUAUGGUAGUACCAGGGACUCGGCUGAAAGUUCAUCACAGCAGAGUGAUAUUAAGUCAUCUGAAGGCUCCAGUGGUACAGUGAUUGGUGCUGGAAGUAUAGGAUCUCAGAUUGCUAAUGAACUGCUAGAUUUCAAUAGGUUGAACUCCUCUCCGUGUAGCACUGUUGGCUCCUUCACUCCUUUUCAAGUGAAAUCCCAUCUCACUUUAGCUCAAAGCAGUAUUAACGUGCCAAAUAGAGACGCUGCUGCCCCAGUACUCACUACAAAGCUCAGCCAAGAAAGUCAGGGAGCUUCGUUUCCAGUCAGUGAAGAACUGAUGAAUGCCCAUUCCCAGCUGGAUCUCGACAUGCUUGUGGGACCUAGCUUUGGUAACCUUGGCAACGAUGAAGCUGCCAUGGCUGUCAUUAUGAGCCUGUAGACAGAAGGUGAGCUGGGUGUAAGAGAGGGAUUCAAUGAAGCGCACUGGUCUCAAUAAUCCUUAUUUUUCAAAGUUGAUUUUAAUCAUUAUCAUUGUUACUUUCUAUUUAGGUAGCAUAAAGGGUUUAAAUAUGCAGCAGUGUGCUUCAUAAGCAGAAAAGUCUUCAUAAACUGUUUACAUCUGUGCAGUGUGGGUGUGUCAUGAAAAGAAACAAUAGAGCACCCUUUUCCGAAAUUGUUUAUUUGAAGAUAAAAUAUUGAAAUAAAGCUGAGAAUUCCACUUCUAAAUAUGUCUCACAAAUAUUAAAAUAAUUUUGUCAAAAUCUAGGGUGUUUGUUAGGCCCAUUUGGUAAUUGUAAUUUGACAGAGAUGCUAAAGGGUUAAAUAAUUAGAGCAAACCACUUAUAUUUUUACUAUUAACGGGUCAAUUUUUUUUUUUUUUUUUUUACUAUUUGCCCAACAUGUUUGGAUGUUUAGGGGAUAAGUGAUCCAACUGUGUGUUUUGUGUUCCAAUGCCAUAUGACAUCUUACUAAAGUUUAACAACACCUGUAUUUACCUGUCUGUUUUCUUUAGCCAACAGUGAUUUUAAGUUAUCCGAUCUAGAAAAAAAAAAAAAACAUACAUCUGAUCACUAUCCACUGACUAAAAUCAAUUUAAAGUUGUAACCAGUCAGGUUUAAAAGUGACACGCUAUAUAAUUUGUAAUCAUAGCGCUGUAUAAUUAUGCUGUGGAGUAUGGAAGAUGGUCCUGAGUGCAAUUGAUUUGAGUUUAAUUCUUGACUUUUUUAUUGGAUAAGUAUAAUGUUCUUAAUGAAAAUAAAUGAUCUUCUAGUCCAAGCAUUAGCCUGGCAUAAGAAUUGUUGUUAUGUAGGUCUUCUGUAAGUCCUUAAAUGAAUCUGUCUCAGCAUGCGCUAUUGUAAUCAAACUUCAAUCAUAAUUUCUGAUUUACACACACACACACACACACACACACACACACACACACAGUGCUUAACUGAUCAGUUGAUUCAUUUUCUGUGUUUAUCUUGUAAAAUGUAUUGGGUGAGGCCAAUGUUCAUUUGCACUGGGGUCAACAGGUUACUUUAUGUGAGAUUAACACAGCUCCUCUGUACUUCAUUGGUUAUUUUGUUCAUAAUGCAAAAGCAUUUAUGUUUACCCCGUGUACUGAAAUCUUGUUGCUGCUACUGUGAGCACACUGACUUUGUGAAUGAGGUGUUACAUCUCCAAAGGCU